Chanos chanos (milkfish) is the source of this 1287-nucleotide messenger RNA. It is a transcript of the gene gpa33a, whose product is annotated as glycoprotein A33 (transmembrane), paralog a. The transcript is spliced from 8 exons. Gene Ontology annotation, cellular component: plasma membrane. The record is from RefSeq and is a predicted model, not a curated record. Lineage: Eukaryota; Metazoa; Chordata; Actinopteri; Gonorynchiformes; Chanidae. Bases 1 to 1287 code for a protein of 428 amino acids.
AUGGUCAGCAGUAUAGAAGUAACUAUACCUCAGCCUGUCUACGAGGUUGCCAGAGAUGACAAUAUCACCCUGCCUUGCUCUUUCAAGCCAAAAUCUCCGGUAACAAAAACCACCAACGUUAUUGUUAGCUGGAGUGCUAGUCCUGAUCUCGAAGAUGACCCUGAGAGUUUGAGACUGUUAGUUCCAUCGCUCAUCACAACACACUAUCACUCUCUGACAUCCUCUCUGGAUGUGAAGUCAGAGUAUGAAGGCAGGGUGACACUGGAUCAUGACAUAACCAGAGGAAAGAUCAACUUGAAGCUCCAGAAAGUCAGUAUGCGGGACACCCGAUUACAUGAGUGCAAGGUCCAGAUCCCCUUGGAUGAUGAAGGCAACCCGUCUGACACCACUGAUCUGGUGGUUCUGGUGGCUCCAUCCAAACCCAUCUGCAAGAUCCAAGGCACUGCUGAGUAUGGCAACAACGUCAACUUGACCUGUUUUUCAGAGGAGGGCUCUCCAAAACCCAUAUACAAGUGGAAGAACUAUGAUACAAACAAUAAUCCACUGCCAAGCCUCCCCCUAAAGGCCACAGAAAAAGAUGGAGUUUUGUCCCUGUUCAAUAUCUCCAGGGAAACCUCUGGCUAUUUCAUCUGCACAUCGACCAAUAAAAUUCGCUCUGCAUCAUGUAACGUGACCUUGUCUGUCAUGCCACGAUCGUUGAUGAGCACAGCCACCACUGCCAUCAUAGCCUCAGUUGGUGCGAUUGCAGUUUUGAUUCUUGCCGUCAUUAUUUACUGCUGCUGCUGCAGGAAAAAGAAGAAUAAGGGCGAGGAGUAUGCUAUGGGAGAACAAGAGGAUGUUGAGUACACUGAUAAAGAACACCACGAGAAUGGUGACGGUUAUGUCGACAGGCACGACCGCCAAGAUGAGCGCAGUGAGAAAGAGAGAGACUACAGUGACCGCCGCAGUGACUACCAUGAUCAGCGAAGCGAUUAUGAUGAUCGACGCAGUGACUACAACGAUCGGCGAAGUGAUUACGAUGACAGACGCAGUGACCAUGAUGACCGGCGGGAUCGCUACCCUGAUCGACGGGACGAUUAUGACGACAGGCGAGAGAGGUACGACGACCGCCGAGAUCACUAUGAUGAUCGCUACGAUGACCGCCGCGACAGAUACGAUGACCGUCGCGACAACCGCCGUGAUCGCCAUGACAACCGUCGCGAUCGCUAUGAUGAUCGCUAUGACGAUCCUGACAGGCCGCCAAGUGUUCCACCCAACAAACCCUCUCCAGGAGAGUACAGAGACUAG